This is a messenger RNA of Alligator mississippiensis (American alligator), 2153 nucleotides long. RefSeq names its product DIRAS family GTPase 3 (gene DIRAS3). Gene Ontology annotation, cellular component: plasma membrane. The record is from RefSeq and is a predicted model, not a curated record. Gene Ontology annotation, molecular function: GDP binding; GTPase activity; GTP binding. Gene Ontology annotation, biological process: signal transduction. The coding region runs from base 872 to 1468 and encodes 198 amino acids. The transcript has 2 exons. Lineage: Eukaryota; Metazoa; Chordata; Crocodylia; Alligatoridae.
CCAAAACUUAGCUAGAUCCAAGAGAGUCCAGGUGUCGGACUUGGAGGUUGUUGUGCUGGUCUGUGGUGAAGGACAGUUUUUGAGGGGACAGACUUCUUUUCUGUUCUGAUGGUACAACUGGCCAGGGUAGGAGCUUGGGUACAAAAAUUGACAGGCUCCUAAAGGGGAGUGAUGGAGUAGCCCCAGUUGUAGUAGCUCUAGUGCAGCCUGACUCUCCUGCCUGUAUGCAGUCUUGAUUAUACCAGCUAGUGAAAUGCUACAGCCUGGUACAUUAUUUUGCAUCCAACAUUAGGGAGAGCACAGUGUUAAUGAAAGCUGGUUGGUGCUGCCUGUUGCUCCUUGACACCUACUGUGGGUGGGUGCAUAAGCUAUAUCGAAAGAAAAUGAAUAACCCCAGGAUAUGUAUCCAGCUAAAGGUGGGAAGUGAGGGAGCUUGCUGCUGGCAGCCGGAGCUCCCCAGUGGCUGGGAGGAGGCGAUUCCAAAGCAAAUGCUAAGCAGAGCCUCUGUACAGACUCCAAAGAGCCUUUGCACUAGACUAGCUGCAGGGGAGCCAAGGGCUGCGGGGCUGUCUGUUGCUUGGGGACGGAAGAACUUUAAUGAGUGAGGCUGCCUGAUCUCCGCACUGAUGGGUGAUUUUAAUCUCAUUUCUCCGGAUAUUGGAGCUGGUGGCUGCAGGUGAAUUACAGUUUUCACUCUUAAUAUGAUACUUGCUGCAUAUGAGGUGCAUGCCCAGGGGACUCUGACUCCUUGUUCUGUCUGAUACAGAAGAGAGAGAAAGCCAUCUCUGUGUGGGGGUAUGUAAACUAACGGAACCCAGGCAUUUGCAAUUCAGAUCUUCAUCCUUGCUUGGCUCCCUGAAAAAGAUACACUAUGCCAGAGCAGAGCAAUGAUUACCGAGUGGUUGUGUUUGGGGCUGCAGGGGUUGGUAAAAGCUCCUUGGUCCUCCGUUUUGUAAGGGGAACAUUCAGGGAAACGUAUAUCCCUACAAUCGAAGACACAUACCGACAGGUAAUCAGCUGCGAUAAAAACAUCUGCACCCUCCAGAUCACAGACACCACAGGCAGCCAUCAGUUCCCUGCCAUGCAAAGGCUAUCUAUAUCCAAGGGGCAUGCCUUCAUCUUGGUGUACUCUGUCACUAGCAGACAGUCCAUGGAAGAACUUCAGCCAAUCUAUGAUCAGAUUUGUCAGAUCAAAGGGGAUAUUCAAAAGAUCCCUAUCAUGUUGGUUGGUAACAAGAGUGAUGAGACCCAGAGAGAGCUGGAUGCCAGUGAAGGGGAAGCUUUGGCCAGCAAGUGGAAGUGUUCCUUCAUGGAGACCUCAGCAAAAACUAACUACAAUGUACAGGAACUCUUCCAAGAACUCUUGAAUCUGGAGAAGAGAAGAGCUGUCAGUCUUCAGGUUGAUGGAAAAAGAUCAAAGCAGCAGAAAAAGAAGGAUAAACUGAAAGGCAAGUGUUCUCUUAUGUGAUUUGCCUUGAUUUUUUUUCUCCCUCUCCCCCUGGACUCACAUCACUGCAUGAUGCCAUCAGAGCAUGGACUUUUUUUUUUAAUGAAUAUUUGCAUAGGCAUCUGCUAGAAAUCUAAGAACAAAUGUCUUGAAGGUGUCCCAGCUUCAGCUUCUCUCUGAAACCUCAAUCGGAACAUCCCAGCUGUUGGCCUGAGGAAAGUUUUGUGCAUGUCUCUUUGUUUUUAAACACUUAACCCAGCAUUAAAUGUUGACCAUUAGGCCUUGAGCAACAACAAUAAAAAAAGUUUACAAAACAGAACAGAAAUGCCAGAGUGUGUAUUGAAGCAAAACUCAUCUUUGUUAUCCCUGUGAGCAUAUAGUUGGUUUUUAAAUAUUCUCAGAUUAUGCAUUAGCCUGAAACAAAACACAUAUUUUGCCUACAAUAUGUAUAUGUUCUCUUCAAGGAAAAAUAAUAUUUAAACAAAAAUAUACUGACCAGAAUGAACCUCUGACAUGGUGAGGGAUUCUUACAGCUAGGGGACAGACACAUGAUUCUUCUGGAUAUGUACAUUUUGGGUGAGAAAGUGAUUUCUUUACCAAAGACAUGUUUGUUUCAUAAUAAAAGGAAUUUUUUCAUAUAUGCCCUGUUAUGCAGCUACUGGCAUUUUACAGUUAUGUGAAUUAUUAAAGUUAUUCCUGCAUGUAA